AUGUCCAAGUGUUAUAAAGUUGUCAUUGUACCCCACAGGUCACAGAGUGAUACUACGAGGUGGAUAUUGAAGAGUACGCAGACGAGUAGGGUUGCCGUGCUCUCUGGUGGGGGAUCUGGACAUGAACCAUUUGCUGCAGGUUAUGUUGGUCAAGGAAUGUUGACGGGAGCCAUUGCUGGGUCAGUGUUUACUUCACCUCCAGCAAGCGAUAUAUUCACUGCUAUAAAAGCUGUUGCCAACCCAGCGGGGGUGCUGUUGAUUGUUGCCAACUACACGGGAGAUCGAAUCAACUUCGGUAUUGCUGCCGAGAAGGCAAGGUCACGUGGUAUCCAUGUAGAGACUGUGACAGUAGCAGAGGAUUGCGCCCUCACGAGUGUGGACAAGACAGCCGGAAGACGUGGACUUUGUGGCAUUAUCCUCGUACAAAAGAUUGCCGGAGCUCUAGCGGAAGAGGGGCACUGUUUAGAAGAAAUCGUCGAGGUCACGACUAAAGCUGUCAAGCACAUGG
Messenger RNA from Asterias rubens (European starfish), 508 nucleotides. Its product is annotated as triokinase/FMN cyclase-like. Gene Ontology annotation, molecular function: glycerone kinase activity. The annotation marks the transcript as partial. Gene Ontology annotation, cellular component: cytosol. The transcript has 4 exons. Lineage: Eukaryota; Metazoa; Echinodermata; Asteroidea; Forcipulatida; Asteriidae. Gene Ontology annotation, biological process: glycerol catabolic process. The record is from RefSeq and is a predicted model, not a curated record.